Dimorphilus gyrociliatus is the source of this 1823-nucleotide messenger RNA. NCBI's taxonomy places the organism in Eukaryota, Metazoa, Annelida, Polychaeta, Dinophilidae. The record is from the annotation of a GenBank genome assembly.
AGUUUUUCAGGCGCAUGCGCAUAAUAUCGACCGAUAAAUAUGGAAGAAUACGCACGUGAGCCUUGUCCAUGGAGAAUUGUAGAUGACUGCGGAGGGGCGUUCUCCUUAGGUAUUAUUGGUGGAUCUCUUCUGCAUGCCUUUAAGGGUUGGAGAAAUGCUCCUAAAGGACAAUAUAGAAGAUUAUAUGGAAGUUUCGCCACUAUAAAACAAAGAGCUCCGAUAACUGGAGGGAAUUUUGCAGUUUGGGGCUUUAUGUAUUCAUCCUUCGAUUGUUCGUUAGCCUUUAUCAGAAAAAAGGAAGACCCUUGGAAUUCGAUUAUGAGUGGAGCAUUAACUGGAUCGACUUUGGCAGUUAGAAGUUCGUUAGCUCUUGAUAUUAGUUUUCUUUUAUUUGACAUAUUUUUAUUUGUUCCAUAGGUGGCGUUGGAGCAAUGGUUGGCGCCGGAGUUUUAGGAGGUGUCUUACUUGCAAUGAUUGAAGGAAUGACUAUUCUAAUGACCCGUUUUACUGCCCAACAACUUAAUAACCAAAGUAAGUACAUUUUAUUGAGUUAUUAUAUUAAAUAUUCUAAUUAUGAACAAUUUUCUUCAAACAGUGUUGGAGCAAAUGAACCAGGCCUCAGAUGGACAAAAUUCUGGACAACAACCGAAACCUCUCUUCUCUUCAAAUGAGACUCAAUAUUCCUAAUGAGUUAUCUAAAUGUAUUAGACACUUCAUUUUUUCUUUGUAUAUAGCUUGUUGUAAUUUUCUGUAAAAAAAACAAAAUCAUCGAAUUUGAUAAAAAUUGUUAAAUGAAGUUUUCUUGAAAAGAAAAAGAAUAAAGAGGCAAAUAAUAAGUUAAAAGUCCAUAUUCCUUUUUCGGGUUCAUUAUAUUUCAUAUGAAAAGGAAUUGUAGACGAAAACAUGCUGUGCACGUGAAAUAAAAAAAUAAAAAACCUGAAGGUCAUACAAGAAAUACGUAAAAAGAUAGUAUAUGGGCAGCCAACUGGUAAAACGAGUUUACUACAGAGAAAAAAGGACCAAAAUUAAUAGGAAGAUAGACUUCUUGCGGGGUUUUUAUUCAUUGCUGCAAAAAAAGUGAAGAAAGAGAAAGUUUUAUAAACUUAUACAGUACAAAGCGAUAUAUCAUAUAUAAACGACUUACAUUUGGUGAAGAUGUAAUUAACAAUGCACUUGGUAAAGUGGAACCAUUUAUUUUCACUCUUCUAGUCUAUCUAUUAUAGAAAACUCCUUUCAUCUGAGCAUUAUAAAAACUUUGAUAAAUAUUCGCAACACUUGUUUUUUGUAAAUUAUUUGAAAGCCAUAAUAAAUUAGGAUUAGGAAGUCGUUAAUUUAAAAGUGACAGUGGAAAACUAAAAUCAUACAAGUGCUUUAUUGCUGAAUCUGCAAAAGACAAAACAAUAACAAUAUUUUUAAUAAGUUAUGGUUAUUAAAUUUAUAUAACAGAUCUUAAAUAUUAAUAAAAGAAAGCUUCUUUUUAUUCCUUUGCUUAACAUCUAAAAAAUACAAUGAAAAAUCGAGAAUGCUGUUUAAUUAAAAUGUUUGUAUUAUUGCGUUGGAAAAUCGACAAACUUUAGAAUUCAUUUUCUAAGAAAAGCAGUUUAAAAAAAAUACAGGGCAGCCAGAUUUCUCUCUUUUUGUAGCCUGUUUAACAAAUGGAGUUAAUUAUGUUUGGUGAAUAUUUUUGAAUAAUAGAAUUAAUCUUUUUCAUUUUUACUUUUUUAACCUCAUUCUAAGGUUAGAAUAAUUUUAAUUAGAAAAUUAAUAAUAGACCGCUAAUUAAUUAAUGAAAUAAACAGAUGAAUAAAUUUAUAGUAAAAAAU